This is a messenger RNA of Symbiodinium sp. CCMP2456, 3612 nucleotides long. Lineage: Eukaryota; Dinophyceae; Suessiales; Symbiodiniaceae. The record is from the annotation of a GenBank genome assembly.
AUGUUUGGCAUCUGUUGCAUCUGUGAAGAUGCCAAAAGCACAAAGGCGACGCCUACAUCAGCAAAAAGUCGUCGGAGCUCGCAGAAGAUUCCUAGCUCCGAUGUGAAAGCUGCAGGAGGCGGUGAUGCCUCCACUUUGGCUGCGACAGCAGAACACGCUUCUUCCAAUUCAGUGCAGAUAGAGGUGGUGGAGAAGGACGCGCCGGCUUCGUACUCGGGAUAUGCUGCUCAAGCAGACGUUCUGGGCGAGCAGCAGGCUGAUGGCGUCGUCACGGUGGAUGUGGACGACGCUACCGAAGAUGCGCCAACGCAAAAGCGGACUCGGCGCAGAAGCCACUUCGUUCCAGGUGGCGGUCCUGCACCCGAGGACAUCUCCCCGGCCGCAGUGACGUCUGGCAUGGGAGAACUUCAAUAUCUCGUGCAAGAUCCAUCAAAGGUUUUCCAAGGUGUGGCUGUUGAAGCAUGCAUGCUCGGGAUGACGAAGGCAGGUGGAUUGGAUGCAGUUGUUGAAGGUGAGUUCAAGGAGAAGUCUCUAGAACAAGCCGGAUGUGCCAGCGAUGUUGCCGCCAGGUCUCGAUUCUUGAAGGCGGGUGUGGCUGUGAGCUGCGCAAAGGGCCGCAAGCCAGGGACUCCGAACCAGGACAAUUUCUUCGUUGCAGAGUGUGGACACUUCCUUCUUUGCUGCGUUGCAGAUGGACAUGGCAUUGGCGGUCACUGGGCAUCUCACUGGACUUGCAAGUUUGUGCUGCGGAUGCUUCUGGAACACAUGUCGACGAACAAGGAAUUACCGGCAGAGACAGUUAUGACGAGGAUCUUCGACAUCGUGCACCAGGAAUUGGUGUGCGCAGCUACGACGAAGGACUUCGAAUUGUCGCUGAGUGGGACCACGUUGUCUGUGGCUGUCGUCGACCGACACAAAAAGCAGCUCCUAUUGGCUUGGGCUGGAGAUUCGAGAUGUGUGCUGGGCCGGCCUUCAUCUCGUUCGAAAGGAAAACCUUCGUGUGUGGGAGCUUCAGAAGACCAUAAGCCCAACGAUCCAAAGGAGAAAGCCCGUGUUGUCGAGAGUGGUGGCGAAGUGUUGCUGCUCCCUGGUGAUGUGCCACACCGAAUAUUUGCCAAGAACAAGGAGGUUCCAGGCUUGGCAAUGUCCCGCUCCAUCGGGGACUUGUCUGGACACUCUGUGGGAGUGAUUCACCAGCCAAGUUUCAAGCUGCUUGAGUUCCAGAAGGAAGAUCUGCUGCUUUGCUGCUCCGAUGGAGUUUGGGAAUUCCUGAGCGAUGCGGAUGCUAUAGGCACCGUGCUGCAGGUUGGGCGCAAAAAUCUUGCCGAUGCUGCAGUGAAGCUGGUGUCCGAUUCGAGAGCGCAGUGGCUUGCGGAAUCCGCACGGAAGGAGCGAAAUCGAUUGGUCUUAUUGGAGACAGAUUUCAGUACCGGAGAGGAGGCGGAUCCUUGGGAGUCCGAGGGCAGCGACGUGGAACUCUUUCAUUCAUCUUUUGUCCGAGGCGGGAAGCGGCGCAGCUCGACCAAACUCGAGAGGCGACGAGAAAGCUCGUCGAAAACAGAGGUGCUUGCAAAGCAGCGCAUACUUCGACGCUCGCAUGUAAGAUACGACUUCGAAGACAUCUUCCAACGUGUCUUGGCAGAGGAGCAGACGGUGAACUUCUUCACUUGCGAGGGCCACAAGCCGGAGCCAGCUAAGAAGAAAACAAAGAAAAGCAAGCAGGCAGAAGAAAAAAAAGAUGACCGCCAGAUCCGCUUCCGGAAUUAUAUCCCGCGAACGCCAGAGCUCCGGGAUUUUUGCAUGCCGAAGAUAACAUCUGCUGACAUUGAGGCAGAGAUUGAUAAAGAAAUCCAAGAGGCCAUCGCUGCAGCUGAGGAUGCAGAAGCAGUGCUGGCCAUUGCACCGCGAAAGCCCAACUGGGUAUGGGGCCCGGAUGGCCGUUUGUUGGGGCUUGGGGAGGACGGACCGCGCAGCUACUCGGAUGAGAGUGGAGCUUUUUCCUACCGUCCAGAGUCUAGAGACUCAUUGAACGGAACGUGGCUGCCGAUCCUUCAUUACCAGAGCCUUUCCUUACAUUACACAGUAGAUGGAGCUUUUGAAGGCGAAGGACGUGUUCACGCCAAGCUUGCUGUCGACUUGCUGUCGCUGUCUACUUCGGCAGCUGGAGCCAUUCUACACAUCCAAUUGCACCGCCGCUUGCAGGUUACUUUGUCACCAUUCAAGAAGUUUCGUGGUGACUUGGCCAUUCCAUUGAAGUCUGUGUGCGCGGCUGACUUUGCAGGCAUCGGGAGGUCGGCGCCUCCUCUCUUCCGAAGCGUCCUCUUUGUGCUUGCUGCCUUCGAUUGGGCAGGUACAAGUGCCUGCGAUGCAAGGGGAGUUUCUGCAGCCUCCGGUGCCAAAGAAUGCACAAAGAGGCACUUUGCAGAUGAGAGCGCCUUGGGCUUUCCACUCAGCGCGAAAAAUUGGCAGAGGUCUGGGUCCUGGAGCUGGAGGCUCCAAGCGCCGGGCAUGCCGCUGUUAGCAUCCCUGAAGAAGAAUUUGUCUGGUGGAUCUUUCAUCACAUCGAUGGUUAAGCCGUCAGUGGGAGAUCAGCCGCCCUCUGACGAGGAAGGAGACCCUUCGUCGCAAACGAGUACUAGUUGUGCAUCUGCUUCUCAUCCGUCCCUCUCCUCUGGUGACAUGUCGGGGCCACGAGUUGCCGAUCUUGGCCAGGGAGCUUGGUGGAUAUGUUCUUCAGACAUCCAUGAAGCAGCUACGAGCUCUGCAAAUGUGGAAUGGUUACACGACCAUAUGCCAGGCUCGAGUGUGGACACAGAGGCGUUGGCGGAAGUGCUUGCCCAGUGUGUGCAGGCAGACGAUGCCAGUGGCUCUAAAAGCAACGUGACGGCCUUUUUUCCAGAGGAGAUGCAAAGAUUGGGCAAGCUUAGGUGGGAUGGUCGGUACCUUGUUGCCUGUGUGUGUGUAUUGAUUUCGCGCAUGAACUUGAGGGAGUCACUUCCCACUUUCAGUUUUUGCAUUCCAUGUCACAGUCGCGACCUGCAUACUCCUUUUCAGUUUUAUUACAUAUUGUGCAGGGGGCAUGGCGGUCUUUUCCUGGCCAUGCCGUGCCAACGAAGCUAUAUAUGGGAAUCGACUGGAAGGGAAGCUGGAUGCAGUUUCCUACAGAAAAGGUGGACACGACGAAUUCACCAAGAAAGCGGGGCUGUUUCGUUUCGCAGAAAACCAAUUCUCUGCUUUCCUGACAUGCACGGUUGCAGCAAUCUGAAGUGCUUUUGCAGUGCAUCUGCUUGGCAGCUAGCAACCUUGGUUCGCCGACGUGCAUCAGGGAAAUCUCUGCUGAGUAGCCACUGUACGCGAGACAUUGCGGGCCGGCGACAAGUCGGUUCCCCCCACGGUCCGCAAAGAGGAACUCCCGUAAAGGUCUCAACGACGUUUACCUGGAAGACCCGUUCAACCUUUGCGCUGUCACAGCGAGGUCGUUCGCCCAACUUCAAGGGCUCUCAGGGCCCUCGGCGUUCGGCCGUAGCUGCUUCAGUUUUAGGCGGGGCAUGCUUGCCCUGUCAAAGUCAGCAGCGAAUUCUCCAGCAAUCUCAGGCCCAAGGCGGGGGGUAG